Ailuropoda melanoleuca (giant panda) is the source of this 956-nucleotide messenger RNA. RefSeq names its product interferon lambda-4-like. The record is from RefSeq and is a predicted model, not a curated record. Gene Ontology annotation, biological process: innate immune response; cell surface receptor signaling pathway via JAK-STAT; positive regulation of immune response. Gene Ontology annotation, molecular function: cytokine activity. Lineage: Eukaryota; Metazoa; Chordata; Mammalia; Carnivora; Ursidae. The coding region runs from base 1 to 558 and encodes 185 amino acids. The transcript has 5 exons.
AUGGGACCGACGGGCGCAGCCGCGGUGGCCGUGGCGCUGUGGGUCUUGGUGACGGAGGGCGAGGCGGCGGACCCUGGCGUGGCGACGCCCCGGCGCUGCCACCUGUCACACUACCGCUCGCUGGACCCCAGGGCGCUGGCGGCCGUCAAGGCGCUGAGGGACCGCUACGAGGACGAGACGCUGAGCUGGAGGCCGCGCAACUGCUCCUUCCGCCCAAGGAAGGAUCCUCCGCGGCCCUGGUCGUGUGCGCGCCUCCGCUUCGUAGUCCGGAGCCUAGCGGACGCCCAGGCGGUGCUGAGCCGCCUGCCGAGCCCCGAGCGGUUCCCCGGCACCCGCCCGACCCUGGAGCUGCUGGCGGCCGCGCGGCGGGACGUGGGGGCCUGCCUGGAGCUGGUCCGGCCGGGCUCCUGGAGGAAGUCCCUGCGGCCACCGAGGAGGCGUCCCCAAACACGGAGAGCUGACUCGCCUCGGUGCUACGAAGCCAGCGUCAUCUUCAGCCUCCUGCGCCUGCUCACGUGGGACCUGAAGCUGGUGGCGAGCUCGGGGCCUUGUCUCUGAUCCCCGCCACGGCUCCGCCUGGGACCCGAAGCUCUGCAGGAGGGCGCCUGGGGGACUGCCCUCUGCUGGCCUAUCGGAGCCGGCGAGUGUCUCAGCCCGUGGGCGCUGAGGCUCGGGAGACCUCUUAGCCUGCGUUGGCCGGACCUCGACCCACCUGCACUGAGGGCCAGAGGUGCUGGUACUUUCCCCAAGACCAGACCGAGUUCCUCGGGAUGCAGCGAUAUUUCCGUGGGACUGGUUGCCCUAUGAUCUUACAAGGUUGUUCAGGAAGAAAUUUCAAACCUCGGUCCACCUUGGCCACUGACAGUCCUUGCCUCCCCCCACCCACGCCUCGCCUAAUACCCAGAGACAGCCUUACUUACAUCAUUGCCUGGGUUAUUCUCGCCAUAACAGGGCUG